GCGAGGGGAAUGGUCUCUCAUCUAACACCACCUUUCGAAACCUACUCACGCAAGACGCCUCAUGUCUAGGGCUUGGGCAGCCACCCUGUGGCCUAUGACGCCCCCUAGCCCGCGUGGCUGGCGGCUCCUGGCGCGCAAAUCAGCUUGUGCCGUCACUGUUGCUCCUACAGCUCAGGCACCGCGCGCCAUCGCCAGCCUUGGGGCUUCAGGGACCCGCCCGCGGAAUAUCAAUCCCAGUUUCUAGAAGCGCGCAAGUGCCCA
Aplosporella prunicola CBS 121167 is the source of this 261-nucleotide messenger RNA. RefSeq lists its product as uncharacterized. The coding region runs from base 62 to 244 and encodes 60 amino acids. NCBI's taxonomy places the organism in Eukaryota, Fungi, Ascomycota, Dothideomycetes, Botryosphaeriales, Aplosporellaceae. The record is from RefSeq and is a predicted model, not a curated record. The transcript has a single exon.